AUGGACUUCUUUAAUAUUUCAACUCUUCCAGAGGAUUUCGACCCACUCACUCAGAUACUCAAUUACACAUCUGCUUAUGGACCAACAUACCUUACAUUCGCUGAACUGGAUAGUGUUAUGCACACAAAUAUUAGCAACACGAUCAUCUUUGGUGUGAGAAUUGGAGCUGCCACAUUUGCUUCAAUCAUUUUGUUCAUCCUGUCAAAGAAGAAAACCUCUCCUAUUUUCAUCCUCAACCAGCUGUGUCUUUUGCUUGUGAUUAUCCACUCUUGUAUCUACAUUGCUUAUCUGUAUGGAAAUUAUGCUUCAAUUGGGUUUCAGUUUACACAAUUCACCGAUAUUAUCACGAGAAAUGAUAUAAACAUCUCAUCUGCGACCAAUUUGUUCCAGGCUUUUUUAAUCACAUCUAUAGAGGCUUCAAUGGUUUUCCAAGUACGCACACUCUUCCAAACACCAGAAAUGAAGUGGUUUGGAAAUGCCAUCUUUGCUCUCUCGGUUCUAAUAGGCCUCUCCGUUGUGGUACUUACACUUUACGUCACCAUCAACACUGUCAUUGGUGUUUUUGAAUUUACCAGUUAUCAAUCAAGGGCUUUGGAUGUACAACCAAUCCUUUUUGCAGCUUCCAUAAAUUUUAUGAGCGUUCUGCUCAUGUACAAGUUGGUGCUUGCUAUUCGCUCAAGAAGAUACUUAGGGUUGAAACAAUUUGAUGGUUUCCAUAUUUUGCUCAUCAUGUCAACUCAAACGUUACUGGUACCUUCUGCACUGAUGAUUGUAUCAUAUGCGGUAAAUUCGCUUUACAGGAUUUCAUUCACGUCAGUUGCAACUUUGAUAGUUGUGCUCUCACUUCCGUUAUCAUCACUAUGGGCUACAAGCACAACAAGUUCAUCAACACCUUCCUCUGGUUACAACUUUUCUUCACUUUAUGGAAAGACACCUGGUUGUUAUUCAGAUCCUGGUACAGCAUCUACAAAGGUAGAUGAAAUGUCGAGAAGUCAGCAUACACAGUAUGUUGAGAAGUCACUAUAUACCCCAUCAACAUUGGCUGAGGAAGAGGCCAAAAGAUAUUGGAUGUCUGCUGCUACUGCUGGUGAAUAUGCCGAUGAACAGUUCCAAGGGGAGCCUGACUUCGUUUCAAAAACAGUUCACAGAAUCAACAAAUGA
This is a messenger RNA of Williopsis jadinii, 1161 nucleotides long. It is a transcript of the gene STE2, whose product is annotated as alpha-factor pheromone receptor STE2. Gene Ontology annotation, molecular function: mating-type factor pheromone receptor activity; pheromone binding. Gene Ontology annotation, cellular component: G protein-coupled receptor homodimeric complex; membrane. NCBI's taxonomy places the organism in Eukaryota, Fungi, Ascomycota, Saccharomycetes, Phaffomycetales, Wickerhamomycetaceae. Bases 1 to 1161 code for a protein of 386 amino acids. The transcript has a single exon. The record is from RefSeq and is a predicted model, not a curated record. Gene Ontology annotation, biological process: G protein-coupled receptor signaling pathway.